Molecule: messenger RNA, 2007 nt
Organism: Nothoprocta perdicaria
Lineage: Eukaryota; Metazoa; Chordata; Aves; Tinamiformes; Tinamidae
Gene: CHST10
Product: carbohydrate sulfotransferase 10
Exons: 5
Coding region: 23-1111 (362 amino acids)
Biological process (GO): carbohydrate biosynthetic process; proteoglycan biosynthetic process
Cellular component (GO): membrane
Molecular function (GO): sulfotransferase activity
Source: RefSeq, a predicted model, not a curated record
GACAAAGAUCUUUAUAUGGCUCAUGUCUGACAACAUGCACCACCAGUGGCUGCUGCUAGCUGCAUGCUUUUGGGUGAUAUUCAUGUUCAUGGUUGCUAGCAAGUUUAUCACAUUGACUUUUAAGGACCCAGAUGGCUAUGGUGCCAAGCAAGAGCCAUUAAUACUGACAGCUGUGACAAAAGUGGAGGAGGUGCGUGGGCCAGAGGAAAAACACUGGCCUGAGGAUUUCCAGUCACCUGGAAAAGCUUUUUCUGGAAAUCUGAUACGCCAACACCUGGUUCAUAUGGAAAGACUUGAGCUUCUCAGGAAUGUCUGCAGAGACACCGCAUUGAGAAAUCUCUCUCACACUGCUGUAUCCAAGUUCGUCCUGGAUCGGAUAUUUGUGUGUGACAARCACAAGAUCCUGUUCUGUCAGACGCCAAAAGUGGGCAACACUCAGUGGAAAAAAGUCUUGAUUGUUUUAAAUGGGGCGUUUUCUUCCAUAGAAGAGAUCCCGGAAAACAUUGUCCAUGACCACGAGAAGAAUGGCCUGCCGCGCUUGUCCUCCUUCACUGAUGCUGAAAUUAAGAAACGACUGAAUUUGUACUUCAAGUUUUUUAUUGUUAGAGAUCCGUUUGAAAGACUUAUUUCUGCAUUUAAGGACAAGUUCGUGCACAAUCCUCGAUUCGAGCCUUGGUACCGGCACGAAAUUGCCCCGGGCAUCAUUCGCAAGUACCGAAAGAACCGCACGGAGACCAGAGGGCUGCAGUUCGAGGACUUUGUGCGCUACCUGGGCGACCCAAACCACCGGUGGCUGGAUGUUCAGUUUGGCGACCACAUCAUUCACUGGGUAACGUACGUGGAACUGUGCGCCCCCUGCGAAAUCCCCUACAGCGUCAUUGGACACCACGAAACCCUGGAGGAUGAUGCUCCGUAUAUCCUGAAAGCGGCCGGCAUCGACCAUCUGGUGUCGUACCCCACGAUUCCGCCGGGGAUCACGGUGUACAACAAGACAAAAGUAGAGCGCUAUUUUUCAGGAAUCAGCAAGAGGGACAUAAGACGCCUCUACGCUCGCUUUGAAGGUGAUUUUAAACUCUUUGGCUAUCGGGAGCCAGAUUUCUUGUUAAACUGAGGCCUAGGAUAAGCUCUGGAGACGUGUCUGAUGGAUUAAGCUAAACCCACGUGAAUACCAGCUGCAACACUGACAGAGCUAAGAAUGCCCGUUUGUUUUCUAGCUUUCUGAUGUUGCUCCACUUUCCAGUGAAAUAUUUGUCAUAUGAACAAUUAGGGGCUUAUAGUUGUUGUUUACUGAGCAUAUUUUCAACGUGUGGCAUUGAAAUCUGUUAAGAGCAAAAUCUGUUAUCUAAAAUACAGGAUUUUACUUACUCUCUCUUCCCUCUAGAAAACCGAAAGCAACAACAAAAAGCCUUAUAAAGGUGGCAGUUCCACCGUAGGUUAACUCUGCCAUUUGGGUGAACUUACAAUUCAUGCUCAUGGGAAAGCCAUGUGGAGUUGCCCAUGAGCUAUGAAAAUUAGAGGCAAAUGCAGGACUAAAAAAAAAUGAUUAAAUGCCUGACAAAAUCAUCAGGUUCUGGCAUGUGGCUGCUCUAWUAAUAGUAAUGAAGAUCUAAUCCCAUUUUUUGUUUGUCAGAAAAUGAAUCUAAUUAGGAAAAAACUUUCGCAAUGUCCAAAAAAUGGGGCUGGUCCCUGAGCCCAGUUGUCUUUGUAUUGCUGUCAGGUGUUUACUUCACUUACUUCCUGGCCUGUUUUUAAAAAUAUUAUUUAACUUCUGGCUACAGAAGCUAUCUGAGAACAUCAGAUACAAAUGACGCGCAGAAGAAAUAUAAAGCUCCUAGGGCUUCCUUUUUUUAAGGAAAGUUUAUUUAAAAAGAAAGUUAAUUUAAAAACACAUCAAAGAUGCUAAGUAUGAAACAUUUUAACUUGUUUUAUCUUCUAACAGUUAAAUAAGCCACAAAAGCAGGAUGCCGUGUUAAGAGAGCUGCUGGAGUUAAUUUGGGGUAAUACUCC